Entrophospora sp. SA101 is the source of this 255-nucleotide messenger RNA. Lineage: Eukaryota; Fungi; Glomeromycota; Glomeromycetes; Entrophosporales; Entrophosporaceae. The record is from the annotation of a GenBank genome assembly.
AUGCUGUAUGCAUGGCCAGCAUCGAGACAGGGCCGAAGGAUACAAAAAACGAAUGAUGAAAAACUGGAAAAAUUCGAAAAUUCUGAGAAGGCAGAAAAAUUGAAUGAGUUGGGGAGGAAGUUGAAGAAAAUAGAGUACGAAAACGAAAAGAGAAAUUUGAAGGAAUCUAAGAAAAGAGAGAUAAGCAGAAAGAAGGUGUUCGGAAAUGGAGAAAUACAUAGGAGAAUUGCCAAGAAAACAGAAGGCAAGGCGUAA